UUUAGACGAUGAUAAGGGAUCAGCUAAGCAACUGACACCUGGUCUGAAACUGUUGAAUGGAACUCCAAUUAUUCCAGGUUCUGCGUUGAAGGGAGUGCGGGAGCUUCAGAGAACUCCGCCGAAGUUUUCCACUCUCUCCACACCAAAAGCCACAAGGAGCAAGGAUCAUUUGAAACCAAAUCCUAUUUACAGAUCAGUAAAUAACGAGAACCAACAACCUGAGGAUGCGAAAGAUGGCGAUUUGUGGUAUGUCAACAUCAAGACGCCAGCCAUUCAGUUACCACAAUCUAAAAACAAUUUUGAACCCGUUGACUUUUCUAAGGUUGUUGAUGGUAUAAUCCCAAGUGGUCGAGCCUUGCCGAGAUCUCCCGUGCGAUUGUCAAAUGCUAACGAAAUCUUUGAUGGCUCUGUUCCAGAAGAUGUUCUAGAGGUGCGCGAUGUUGUCAUAGAACCUGGCUCAAAAAUACCCAGAACCCCUCUUCAUUGUGCUGGUCGUCCGAGCGCGGCAUGCGAUCUUGUUAUACAUUACUCCAAAAAUAUGGUCAAUGGUAGCGACAAUAAAAAAGAGAUCUUGAUCAAAAACAUAGUCAAUGGUAGCGACCAUAAAAAAGAGAUCACGAUAAAAAAGGUUGAGAAAAGGGACUCUCGUAAAAGAUCGCUGUCGUCUAAUAGUGCUAUGAUUAAAGGUGACAAUUCUCAUUUAGAACUCCCAACUGAUGAAAUCAACAUAUUUAAAGCCAGAACAAAACUGGCCAGAACACCAUUGAAACAAGAGUCUGUUCCAACUGCAAUGACCAUCUUGCAGGAACCUGAAAAAGUUCCAGAAUCAAGGAUCUCAAAUUCAAGUGGUGUAGCCGUUGAAGAAUGUAUAGUACAAGAUCAAACAGUGAGACAUUUGUCAGAUAUUACUGGCCAUGUUGAAUUAUCUAAUAAUGUGAACGAUGUCAGUAAUAUUAUGCCUUCAAACCAUAUCAAGACUUCGCCAACUACAAAAUCUCAAGAACAUGAAAACCGAAAGAAAACAAAAAAAGUUGCUCCUGUUAAAAUGAGUAGUAAUAACUAUGAUGAUGUGGCUGACCAAAUUGCAACUCAUGUAUCCAUGGCACUAACACAUGUAUCCAUGGCACCAACACAUAUAUCCAUGGCACCAACUCAUGUAUCCAUGACACCAACUCAAAAUUCUGAUCAUUUGCAGCAAAGACAACCCUCUAAUCUGGAAUCUGAUACAGAUGAGUCAUCAACACGGAAUAAUAAUAUUGACUCAAGUCCUGACAAAAAUAGUGAAAAUCAAUCAGUUAAACUUAGACCUCUUUCACCAGCCAUAAAAACUUUAAAACCACCAAUAAAUAUGAUUCCAAAAGGUAAACAACUAACAAGAACUCCCCCUAGUGGUAAAUACCCCAGACAGGAAGGAGAAGGUAAUUCAGUAGCUCCUAGUCUGAGCACAGUCAAUGAAAUUCCCCCAGAAGACCCUGACACAAUUUUUAUUGCCCAGCUUAGAAAAAGUGAUCCAAAGAAAAAAGCAGCUAAGAAAAAAACUUUUUUGAAGUCAAAUAAAUCCAAAAUAGUAGUUUUAAAAAAUAAACUGAAAAAGAACAAUUCGUCUUCAAAUGUUUGUGAAAAAGAAAAAAUUCCAGAACAAUCCAAUUUAAAAGCUGAGAAAGGGGAGACAUCUAUUCUGAGGACAAAAGUUCAGUCAGCUUUGUGUCUACCAAUUGCUAAAAUGAAGGAGAGAAAGUUGACAUACGUGGUCAAUGAAGCAAAGGAUGUCCUUAAAGAUUCUCAUCCUCAGCCUCACAUGCCAACUUCGAUAAAAAAUAACAAAACGGAAAACGUAAACAAUAAUUCUAGAAAGUUAACCUUUUGCGUGAAACCUCAGAUGUCUGAAGAUUCAGCUCAUGAGAGCGAUAACUCACUUCUCUGUCUUGAUGAACUUUGUGAUCAAUCUCUUAACCUGUGUGAUAGCCUAUUUGAGGAAGCAGUGGAAAGGAAGAAAUCUCUGAGUGGAUAUGCUAAAAAUUCAGCAUCGUCCUCUCCUAAUAAUAUCAAGGUCUCUUCUCAGGUUAUCAUGUCUCCGAAUACAUCUGAUGUAUUUGUUAGUGACAUUCCAGUUGCAAAGAUUUUAUUGGGAGAAACACCCAGUCAUAACAAAAUUCCAAAUGAAACUUUUGAGAUUGAACAAUCAGAUUCAGAAUCAGAUGAAAUGUAUGUUGAUGCUUCUGAAGAACUGCCGGUGGAUGAUAUACCCAUGGAUACUUCAACAUCAUCCAUAAAUAGAACAUUUGACGUUUCAAGUUCAAAAUCUAAUCCUGCAAACUCCACUUUUGACGUUGAAACCAAUGUUGUGAAUACUGCUCCAAAUAAUGCCACAUUUGAAAUAGAAAAGUCUUUCGAACAAGAAAAGCCUUUAAAUGAUACCUUUGACAUGGAUAUGAGCGAUGAAAAGGACCACAAAACCAUUCUCAAUUCUACCUAUGAUGAGAAUUCUAAACAUGGUCUCCCUGUACCUGACAUUCGGGUUGAACUCGAUUCACCAAAUAACACACUUGAAAAUACAGCAAGCACUGUCAUUGAGAACAUCACUCCUAACAAAACUGUGGAUGACAACGAUGAUGCCUCAAAGUCAUCUCCUGGUAUACCUGAAUCUCCUGCCCAUCCUAAAACUGUGGAUGACAAUGAUGAUGCCACAAAGUCAUCUCCUGGUAUACCUGAAUCUCCUGCCCAUCCUAAAGAAGAAUCGUCACCUAUCCAAGAGGUCUGUGCGUGUGCAGAGACAAGUGAUGAUCAGAUUAUCCCAGCACAACAACUGAAUGAUCAAUAUACAAAUAUGGCACCACAAAAUGCUUGUCAAGAUCCGAAACAGGUCCUACACAAGGUGUCUUCUUCUUCUGAGACAAGCAUUGAGGCAGAUAUCAUAACCAAAAAAAGAACAUACAGGAAGAGGAAGAAGAAAAUACCAGAAAUUUCCCCAGAAUCAAUAAAGGAAUCAGAGGAAAUUCGAAAGGAACCAAAGAAGACUGAAAAGCUGAGAAAGACCAGAACAAAGAAAGUUGUUGAUGAAGAUGCCCAGUAUGAAAAGUCAGGAUCAGAAUUAGAGGAAAUUGAAGAGGAACCUCCAUUAAAGAAAAAUGGAAAACAGAAAAAGGCCAGAGCAAAGAAAGAUGUUGAAGAAGAUGCCCCGCAUGAACAACCGGAAUCAACAUUAGAGGAAAUUGAAGAGGAACCAACAUUAAAGAAGACUGGAAGAAAAAAAAAGAACAGAGCGAAAAAAGAUGCCCUCCAACUUGAAGAAUCAGAAUUAGUAAAUGAAUUAGCAGAAAUUGAAGAGGAACCAAAGUCAAAGAAAAAUCAAAAACAGAAAAAGACCAGAAGAAAGGAAGAUGUUGAUAAAGAUCUUCAAUCUGGAAAUUCAGAAUCCCCAUUAGAGGAAGUAGAAGAAGAACCAUCAUUGAAGAAAAAGGAAAAACAGAAAAAUACCAGAGGGAAGAAAGUUGUUGAAUUAAUGGAAAUGGAAGAGGAACCAAAGUCAAAGAAUAAUCAAACACAGAAAAAGACCAGAACAAAGAAAGAUGUUGACGAAGAUCUCCAAUCUGAAAAUUCAGAAUCCACAUUAGAAGAAAUUGAAGAAGAACCAUCAUUGAAGAAAAUAUCUGAAGAAUCAGAAUUAAAAGAAAUGAAAAAGGAACCAAAUUCAAAGAAAAAUCAUAAACAGAAAAAGACCAAAACAAAGAAAGAUGUUGAUGAAGAUGUCCAAUAUGAAAAAUCAGAAUCAGCAUUAGAAGAAAUUGAAGAGGAACCAUCAUUAAAUAAAAAUGGAAAACAGAGAAAGACAAGAAACAAGAAAGAUGUUGAUGAAGAUCUCCAAUAUGAAAAAUCAGAAUCAGCAUUAGAAGAGAUUGAAGAGGAACCUACAUUGAAGAAAAAGGGGAAGCAGAAAAAGACCCCAAAAAAGAAAGUGGUUGAUGAAAAUCUCCAAUCUGAAAAAUCAGAAUCAGCAUUAGAAGAGAUUGAAGAGGAACCAUCAUUGAAGAAAAACGGAAAGCAAAAAAAGACCAGAAAAGAGAAAGUUGUUGAUGAAGAUAUCCAAUCUGAAACAUCAGAGCUAGGACUCGAAGAAAUUGAAGAGGACCCGAAUUUGAAGAAAAAUGGAAUACAGAAAAGGGCAAGAACCAAGAAAGUGGUUGAUGAAGAUGCACCAUCUGAAGAACCAUCACCAGAAGACAGUAAUGAUGAUGUGGCAAAUGUCCAAGAAUUAUCAGAAGAAUAUUCUAGAAGAAAGCGUCCACAAAGAAACAGAAGAAUUCCCAGUUACAAAGAAACUACCUCCCCUUCUGAUGAACCAAUAAAAAAAUCAGUUAUACCAAAAACUGAUAAAAAGACUUCAGAUGCUGAAGAAACAAAGGGUGGAAUUGAACCACAGGAACUUACAACAACAUUUGAAAAGGUACAAGAUGGGCAAGCUAUCCGUGAAACAGUAGAUAGAGAAGAAAUAAAUAGCCAUUUCACAGCUGAAAAUACAGCUCCAAUAGGACACACCAAAGAUAAAUUUGAUGAGAAAGAAACCGUUAUGGAUGAAACUGAAGCAGACAUCAAGGAAAAACCAGUUGUAACACGUCGAAAGCCUGCACCAAGAUCCAAACUCUUAUCAAUAAGAGCAAGCUUUGGUUUUGUCAAAGAUACAAUCUCAGAAACACAAAGUAAAACUGUUAAGACAGUGGAAAUCAUUAGCCAGAAACUGAAUAAUGGUACUGAGGAUACAUCGAAAACCAAGAAAAUAACAUCUGCAUCUGAAGAUGUUUCCGAUCUCACUGAUAAAAUGGAGAUUAUUGAAAUUAUGUCUUCAGAAAAGGAGACGAUACCCAAAGAAACCAAGAGUAGAAAGACCAAGGCAAAGGUUACAGAUAAGUCAGUUGAUUCUAAUGAAAUCAGUCUACCAGCAACUAGGACAAGAAGGCUCCCAGCAAGAUCAAAGAAAUUCAUUGGUAGUUAUGAUGAAGAAACUAUUCCUGCAAAAACCACCAUCAGUAAUGAAUCCAAGAGAAAAGGAAUACCUACCUACAUUUCUCCUGCAUCAGGAGCUCCCUCUAAAACAACGAAAAGUAUGACAAAGAGUGAUACCAAGAGAUCCUCACCAGAAGAGGAUACCACUAAUCUUCCCAAAGAAGGUACUGUAGAAGACAAACAAAUUAAAGAUAUACAGAAAUACCCAAAGGAAGAUGCUAUAUUUUCAGGACCUUGUACAAGACCAGUAAGAGGUAAAGGAAUACCAAGUUCUAGUAGCCUGGACUCAGAUGAAUCUAUAUCAAAGAAAAUUACAGCUGAAGAGCUAACUAAGAAUUUGGAAAAGAUUUUUAUCUGUGAGAAGAAAGUAAAUGAAAAAGUGUCAGGUCAUUCAGAUGAAGCUGUUAAAGAUAAAGAAAUGUCUAUAAAGAAUACUGCUGAAUUGGAAUAUAAUAAAACUGUUACACAAGAUCAGGUUUCUGGCAAAGUCGAUCUUUCAACGAAUGUACACAGCAAUUCUAAUGAUUCUUCCAUUGAUAAACCUUCAGGAUCCAAAAGUGAUGAAGAAAAUAAAAUUAAGAAUUCGUCAGAUACUACUAGUAAAACAAUGAGAAGACGCUCAGGUAUUCCGAUGAGUUUUGGCAUCAGAACUGCUUCCAAAAUCAUUCGAAAAGAUGUUCCUGAAAACUCUGAAACGGUAAUUGAGAAAUCGAAACCAGAACAUACAGAAGAUCCCAAAAUCAAUACAGAAAAGGCUCAAAAAGCUAGCGGACCAAAAGCUACAUCAAAACUUGAAGCUGUCAGAAAAUCUGUUGGUAUUCCCACCAUUAAACCAGUUUCUCUAAAUCCUACUUUAAAAAAUUCUAGAACAAGCUUAGCACGAACUUCAAGCACAUCAGCAAUAUUUAAUGAAGAAGCAAAUAAAGUUCCAGCAGCAUCUAAAACUAUAAAAGUAAGAGGAGUAAAACAAGGUAAAUUUGCUGGGAAGACCAUCAGUGCUUUUGGUGAAAAAUCUAGUCCAGGGUCUCUCAAGAUGUCAUCCACAACUGAUACAGAAGCUUUACAACAAAAGGGGACCAUCAGUUUGAGAAAAGGAUCUGCUAGUGCUAGCAACACUAGAAUGUUGUCAAAUGUUAAAGAGGCAGCUCCUCCCAAGACCAGAAAGCCAAGUGUCACAAAGAAAGACAACGUAAAAAGUAUUGAGAAAGCUGCAACAGGAGUUAAUGAGGAAAACAAUGCUAGACGUAAAAGAGUACCAGCUAAAAAAGGCAUAAGAAAUACCAGUAUCGCGUCACCAACAAUAUCUACAACCGCUGUUGUUAUUACUUCAGAAGAAUGUAAAGUUGGUAAUCCCAAACCCAGGAAACGUCAGAAGAAGGAAUUGAAAAUUACCAAAGAUGUUCCUGAUCAAAUUGAAUCAAAUAAUGAGAAUUUACGAAACUUGGAAUUGUCUGAAUCUUGUUUAACGUCAGUUUCUGUGGAGACCAAAGAAAUGGUUUCAAUGGAGGUAGACAAUAAAAAAGAUCAUCCUGUAAUUUCGAAGAGUAUUCCAGAUCAGGUAGAAUACAGAAAUCCAGAAAGUUUUAAUGAAGAUGAACCAACUAUAAAAAGUAAAACUGAUAAAAAAGCUAAAAGAUUAUCAUUUAUACCUGUAUGUAGAGGCUCUGUAUCAAGUUCUAGUACCACUACGAAAGAUCAACAACCUAAAAAGGCCAGAGAUGUACAAGAGGCAGUAGACGGCAUGGAUAAAUUGCAGAUAGCAUCACCGGUUAAAAAAACAACACGAAAACCCCGAACUAAAAAAGCUGAUAAAACAGAAAUCUCUGGUGAAUCAGGUUCAGCUGAGACAACCCCAGAUAAAGAGGACAUUAAGCCAAACAAAAGAGGAAGAAAGAAGAAACAAGUUGAUGGCCCUGAGUUGACAGAGGAACAGAUGGUUGACUGUGAAUCUGUGAAUGGUGACAAAGAUAACGUGAGUGAUAGUAAGGGUAGUAAGAAGCCAUCUUUACCUGAACAAAUAGAAGAGAUAGAACAACAAAUAGAACAAUUAAACCAAACAGAACUCUCUCCAAAAACACAUUUAAAAAUAUCACGAUUAGAAGUAAAACUAAUCAAACUUCAACAACAACAUAAAGUCACGGUGGAAAAAAAAACUGGAACCAGAACAUUACGAUCGCGUGUUUCUAAAACUAAUUUGUUAUAGUUGUAUCCCUAGUCGUGAACAUACCUUUGUAAUCUCUCUCUCUGGGGCUGACAACUCUCACCAGCUGCAAUUUAGGGUAUUUCUGAGGCUUUAGUCCAAGGAGUGACAUAGACUUCUGGUUCAAGACUCUACACAUGCAACAGCUAGGGUAAAUAAGUGAAGAAAUUAUAAUAAAACUGACAAUUCAUAUCAGCAUAAAAACACGUGAUAUAUAGGGACACCCUCUAAACAUACAACCAUCAGCACAGUUUUCCGCAGUGGCAAACAUGUGAUACAUAGGGAUCCCCUCAAAACGUACAACCGUCAACACAGUUUUCCGCAGUGGCAAACAGAAAAAUCAAAUAUUAAUUUCUUGAGAGAGAUUUAAUCAUACAUUUUGUUGUUUUCUAGAACAUGGGUAUUAUAGAAACUGCUCAUUACAUGUACAUGUAUUGUAGAACAUACUCAUUAUAUUGAAAUUUAUUUUCUAUUAUACAAAUAGUUAUUAGUCAUGUUAAAAAUGCUUAUAUUUUUAUCAUUGUACAGGAAUAUGCUCAGAUCAUAAUUAUUGGAUAAAAAUUCAUUUUUGAAGCUCAUUUUUGCUCUCUCCCUUCUUGUGUGUAUUGACUGAAAUCUGGUAGGGUUGUGUAUAUUAUUGGGAGGAUUGUCAGCUGAGAGAUGAAGGGAGGUAAUUUGGCCUUACUAUUAAUAAUCAAUCCACAAGUUCCGUCACUCUACAUCUAACCUCGGCUGUAUGACCGUAAGUGAUAUGUACACGUACCUAUGCCUAUAUAAUUGCGAUGCAGCACCGGUUUACUUAUCAGGGAAACUUGCCGCUUUUAAAAAGAAAUUAUCAAAAUAGUGUUGUUCGAAGCGUGUGUAGAAUUUUUAGUGCAAAGUUGUCCUUGUUUGAAGAAAAUUGGAAAAACAGCUGCAGUCUUUGAAAUAUUUGUAUGAUAAAACAUUCUUCAAAGGCGGAUGGCGGACUUCAUCAUACAGCCGAGGCUAGAUGUAGGGUACUAAAAUCUGCUGAGGUUUGCCAAGUGUGUUAAUAAUGUACAGCAGUUCCUAUUUUUGUGUAUUUGUGUGCAAUAUAAAACUAUUUAUUAUAACUGUUUUAUUAGUCAGUCAGAUGCUUUUCCUGAUAAUAAUAAAUAUUGCUACUGAUGGAUCAUCAAAUUACUUUAUACAGAGUUUCAUUUGAUUACUGUUAGCUACAUCGAGAAUCUUCAAAAUAAAUUCUAUGCAAAAUUUUUGUCACAUUUACCAACCCGUUGCUUAGAUAUUGUCCAAUAGUUGGUAAAGUCCACCGUAACGGUCAGUAUUUAAAUGGUUGAGGUGUUGACCUAUUACACUGUAAUGGUAGGUGUUUAAAAUUAUAUUGACCUAUUACUUUGUAAAGGUCAUCAUUUAAAUGAUAUCGACCUAUUACUCUAUGUAUGCCAGUGUUUUAAGGACUGAGAUGUUGACGUAUCACUUUGUGUAUGUCGAGAUGAAAUUCUGUGGUGAGUAAAGGUCUGGUGAUAACCAAGACCAACCUAUUGAUUGUAUACACCCUCGACCAUGUUAGUGUUUAAGAGAAACAUGGCGGGUGUUGACUAAUCAAUUCAAUAUCUAAGCCAUCGAAUGUUUGGGUGAGUUCAGUAUAGGCUUUUGUGACAAAAUUUGAAGCAACAUAUAUGGAUAAAACUACAACAAUAAAGCUGAAAUAAAUAUGUGAUAAAAUGAUAUCAAUAUGUCAUGUUACAUUGUAUAAUGCAUGUUUAUUCUCAUUAAUUUUGAAAUCAAUGUCAUGAAAAUGUAUAAUAGCUUAAAAGAUACACUGUCGGCAUGUAGGCCUACAGAUAUUCAAAUAACUUUAUAAUCAAUAUGCUUGAUGUGUUUAUUCUGAUAAUCAAUAUGCUAGAUGUGUUUAUUCUGAUAAUGUGAUAAUCAAUAUGUGAUAUUAAAAUGAUUAUAACAAGCUUAUAUUCUGAUCAAUUUUGAAUCAAUAUGUGAUAAAAUAUCUUUAUUCUGAUAAAUUUAAAAUAAGUUUGUGAUUAAAUGCGUUUAUUCUCCUGGAUAGGACACUGUAUGGCUUAUUCUCAUCUUGGAGUAGGACAUUAAACCUCAUUUUAUUUCUAGUUAGAGAGCCAGCAUCCUACUCACUGAUCCAUCUCAGCUCCCCUAUCAAAAUGUGAUAAAAUGUGUUUAUUUUGAUAUCUUUACAAUUAAUAAUAUGUGAUAAUAUUUUGGCAUGUUGGAUCUUCAUGUUUGCAUGACUUUACUUGUAUAUUUCUCACCAAGAUCUUAAAAUCUGUAUUUGAAGUUUACUUUGGAAUAUUGGGGAUUUAAUAUAUAGAAUUGAUUGCAUUGUGUGUAAUAUUUUAAAAUAUUUUAUCAUGCUCUUUAAAUUUGUAUUUGAACUCUAUAUUCUGGAAUGUUAGGACUUGUUGACUUUAUGUGUGUAAUAUUUAAAUAAUUACAAAUACAAGUAUUUAUUCAAGCUGUUAAAAUCUGUAUGUAAACUCUAUAUUCUAUCAUGCUCUUUAAAUUUGUAUUUGAACUCUAUAUUCUGGAAUGUUAGGACUUGUUGACUUUAUGUGUGUAAUAUUUAAAUAAUUACAAAUACAAGUAUUUAUUCAAGCUGUUAAAAUCUGUAUGUAAACUCUAUAUUCUGGAAUGUGGGGCUUUAAUGUUUCAAAUAUGUUGGUGUCGUGUGUCGUAUUUUAGAGUACCAUUUUUCAAAUACCAGCAUUUACUCAAUCUCUUUAAAUUUGUAUUUGAACUCUAUAUUCUGGUACUUGGGAGAUUUAAUGUUUAAAAUUGUUGGUUUUAUGUGUUAUAUUCUAAGGUAUUUCAAAUACCAGCAUUAUUACUCAUGCUCUUAAAAUCUGCAUUUGAACUCUAUACUCUGGCAUAUGGGGCCUUUAAUGUUUAAAAUUGUUGGCAUUGUGUGUGUAAUAUUUGAAAAUAUUUCAAAUAACAACAUUUACUCUAUAUUCUGACAUGUGAAGCAUUUAAUGUUUAAUAUUGUUGGCGUUAUGUGUAGUAUUUUAUUUUAUUAGUAAAUAUUUCAUAUAGCAUUUACUUUUUGUUUCUCAUUGAGCUGUUAAAAUUUGUAUAUAAACUCUAUAUUCUGGCAUGUGGGGGCUUUAAUGUUUAAAAUAUGUUGGCAUUAUAAGCAGUAAAAUAUUUAUCUUCACAGACAUUAAUUAUGUAAUAUAACCACAUGUGUAUAUUUAUUUCAUACA
Patella vulgata (common limpet) is the source of this 10416-nucleotide messenger RNA. RefSeq lists its product as uncharacterized. The transcript is spliced from 7 exons. The record is from RefSeq and is a predicted model, not a curated record. Lineage: Eukaryota; Metazoa; Mollusca; Gastropoda; Patellidae. The coding region runs from base 539 to 7204 and encodes 2221 amino acids.